GCUUCUUCUGCCAGACUGCCUCGCUCUCAACCUCCGUCCCGUUCCAUCACCUCCCCACCCCCUUCAUCAAGCUAUCAACCUCGUGUACCAGCCGCCUUAGCCCCCCUCCAUCCUCAGGCCGUUGGCCGUUUGCCUUUCUGCCUUCGCCUUCGUCUUUGCGUCUGCCUCCAAGACUUACGUUAUUACGACACGGUGCGGUACGCGCGGACACUAGGCCACCACCAAGAGAUCAAGACCAGCCUACGUCGCAUCACAAAUCGAACAGGUGGUCUCCCAAUAGCCCACCUUCUUGUGCACAUUUAAUCGUAUGCAUCUUCCGACCCUCCCCCUCCAUCAUUGACCAUGACCCUGUAUAUCACCCAAGCUGACCAUCUUGGCUGUGGAGAAGCAGCUCGACAACCGUCUUCCUGACGCUCAUCUGCCGCGCUAUACCAGUCAUCUACUCCCGUGCUCUCCCAGCACCUUCGACGGAGGCCACCCCGAAAUCGCUCUCCGCCCAAUAGCAACCUUUCCGCAACCCGACUCCGAGCGGGCUGCCCCCGAUACUGUCAAGGGCCACCUGUCACUUGACCACAUACUGCUCGACGCACAGAGAGGACGCUCCCGCUCUUGCGUGCAUCUUUUGCUACUUAUCUGGUUUCCGCGGGAGUAACGACACCUGCGUCUAGCACGUCAUAGUUGCAUCUCUCGGCUCCCAUAUCCCACCGUUACGAUGGCGUCCGCUUCUUUCAGAGACUCGAUGAACUCCCUGGGUUGGUCAAGACGGGACCAGGACGUGCCCGUCAAUACGGCGCAACAGUCCGGCCUCAUGUCUUCGAUCAAGUCUCUCAACCCCUUUGGAAACAACAGCUAUAUCCAGCUCCCAACAACCGAGGGCGCCGGCGCGCCCCUGCCUGCUGCCAACAGGAGGGAAGAAGAGGAGGGCUUCGCAACGCUGAGUCGAUGGGAUCGUUUGCUCAUUUUUGGUGCCUGUAACCUGGGCGCCCUCGCCUGCUUCGUCAUCUGCUUCGCCUUGUUCCCGGUAGUAGCGGUGCGGCCGCGCAAGUUUGUGAUUCUAUGGACACUUGGCUCCCUCCUGUUCCUGGCGUCCUUCGCGGCCGUCAUGGGCCCGAUGGCGUACGUGAAACACCUUGUCUCCGGCCAGCGUUUGCCUUUCACUGCUGCCUACUUUGGAUCGCUUGGGCUUUCCAUGUACUUCUCUCUCGGUCUUCACAGCACCAUUUUGACCUUGAUCUCGGCUGUCAUCCAACUGGCUUGCCUUGUUUGGUACCUAGUCAGCUACUUCCCCAUGGGCUCGAGUGGACUGCGCCUGGCCACCACGUUUGGCGCCAGAAGGGCUGCUGCCUGGAUGACGGGCUGAGCUUGGAGCUCUCAUGUACACCUUGUAAGAUGAAGACGAAAAAUGAUUAUGGAUGAUUGUACCACGGUAGCUAGUCGGCAUUGUUCUGCUGUUUGCAUAUAGAGUGGGCAAAUAAGAGUAUCGAAAUAAGGCAGAUGUCGAAAUGUAGUUCACGUAAACGUACCACAUAGUCCGGGCGUUCGCCUGCACUCGUAGCCGCACCCACUCGCCAUUAAUAAGAGAGGCCAUGACUUUGACCUGAAUCGGUCUCUCAGACCUGGUAUGAUAUUCUAGGUAUGCUCCGGGCACGAUCAUCUAAUCUUGUUCUCCAUCUGGGAUCUUGAGUCCCAUCUACAGCCUUUCCCCCGGCUUACGUCGCCAACUCCUCUAUAAUCACAGGACAUCAACCCUUCCAGUGAGGAGUCCUCACACUCUUGAAGAAACCCGGCAUCGUUUGAUCACAUACGCAAGUUCAACUAGGGGCAUCGUGUUCCUUCGGGGGCUAGAUUCCCUCUUCGGCUUGAAACUUCGUUUUUUUCGCCCGAUAGAUUUUUGUCUCGGUCAAGAUAUUCGAGGUUAUGAAUCAUCUCGAUCAUUCGUCGUGAUCAUUAUAAUGGUAAACAGUGGCGCAUUCAUUCUACAGUCUACUCACGAAAGCCUUUGUUUUUCUCUGCCGGGUGCUUCAUGAACGAUGGCCAUCGAGUGACUAUCUCUCCACAUCGGAAAGACGCAUAGUCUUGUUCUAGCUUGAGUUGACCAUCAAGUCUGAACGUGAAGAUUGGCCACUUGCUGGCUAUACACGCCCACCUCGCAUGGUAGCAGUCUCGGUGGAACGUCGUGGGACUAAGUCAGGAGUGAGCUUCACUUGCAAAUCUUGACUCUCGACUUGAAAGACCAGGAACUAUGUAGCAUUUUAGAAAGAUCGCAAAAUUCCGGGCAUACAAAAUACCGG
Molecule: messenger RNA, 2291 nt
Organism: Colletotrichum scovillei
Lineage: Eukaryota; Fungi; Ascomycota; Sordariomycetes; Glomerellales; Glomerellaceae
Exons: 4
Coding region: 713-1360 (215 amino acids)
Biological process (GO): vesicle-mediated transport
Cellular component (GO): membrane
Source: RefSeq, a predicted model, not a curated record